Molecule: messenger RNA, 2092 nt
Organism: Manis javanica (Malayan pangolin)
Lineage: Eukaryota; Metazoa; Chordata; Mammalia; Pholidota; Manidae
Gene: TRIM38
Product: tripartite motif containing 38
Molecular function (GO): protein binding; zinc ion binding
Source: RefSeq, a predicted model, not a curated record
GACUAGCAGCAGAUCUGUGACUGUCAGCUGUGUGGUGAAGGUAGAAGCAACAGUCCUUCCAGGUUUAUUCGGUGGAGGGAUGUGAUAUAUACUCCAUGCCAUAGCUCAGAAGAUACAGGAUGUGAGAGAAAAGACUUCAAGACUUGUAGAGGCCAGUGGAAGCCAGUGUAUCAGACAGAAGGUCUGGUGACCUGUGUUUCCAUCACUGGGGAAAAGUUCUGGUUGCUUCAUCUCUGCCUCUAGAUCCCAAAUUGGUGCUUUUCAGGAAAAGCCAUGGCCUCAGCCAGAGUCACCAAGAAGAUGAGAGAGGAAGCCACUUGCUCUAUUUGCCUGCAGCUGAUGGCUGAGCCAGUGAGCAUUAGCUGUGGACACAGCUACUGCCGCUUGUGCACCACAAAUUACCUUGAGAACCUACGCUACAAUCAACCAUGGCAGGAGACGUUCUUCUGUCCUCAGUGUAGGGCUCCAUUUCAGAUGGCUAGUCUACGGCCCAACAAGCAGCUGGGAAGUCUCAUUGAAGUCAUCAAGGAUAUAGGUCACCAAAUGUCAUGUGAGGAGCAUGGAGAGCAGCUCCACCUGUUCUGUGAAGAUGAGGGCCAGCUCAUUUGCUGGCGCUGUGAGCGGGCACCGCAGCACAGAGGGCAUACCACGGUGCUUGUCGAAGACGUGUGGCAAGGCUACAAGGAGAAGCUCCAGAAAGCUGUGACAAAACUGAGGCAACUGGAAGAGGAAUGUGUGAAUCUGAAGGCAUUCACAACACAACAAAUAACUGAAUGGAAUGAGAAGAUUGAGACUCAGAGACAAAAAAUCCAGUCUGACUUUAAGAAUAUCCAGAACUUCCUACAUGAAGAGGAGAAGUAUUACCUAUGGAGACUGGAGGAAGAAAAAGAACAGACUCUGAUGCGACUGAGGAACAAUGAGGCCACUUUGGGACAGAAGAGCCAUGAAAUCCAGAGCCACAUCCUGGAAUUAGAAGAGAAAUGUCAGGGCUCAGCUCAGAAAUUGCUGCAGGAUGUGAAAAACACUUUGAGCAGGAGUUGGGCUGUAAAACUGGAAACACCAGAGGCCCUCUCUUUGGAGAUUCACACUGUGUGCAAUGUUUCUGAGCUUUAUUUUGAUGUGAAGAAAAUGUUAAGGAGCUACCAAGUCAGUGUGACUCUGGAUCCAGAUACAGCCCAUCACGAACUGCUUCUGUCCGAGGAUCGGAGACAAGUCACUCGUGGAUACCCCCAGGAGAAUCUUGAUGCUUCUUCUAGGAGAUUUAGUGCCUUGCCUUGUAUCUUGGGCUGUGAAGGCUUCACUUCAGGAAGACAUUACUUUGAAGUGGAUGUGGGAGAAGGAAUUGGGUGGGAUUUAGGAGUCUGUUUGGAAAAUGUGCCAAGGGGCAUAGGCAUCAAACAGAAGCCUCAGUCUGGAUUCUGGGCCAUCAGACUGUGCAAAAAGAAAGGCUAUGUGGCACUUACCUCUCCUCUAACAUCCCUUCAACUGAGGGAGCAUCCCUUGGUUGUGGGGGUUUUUCUCGAUUUUGACGUAGGAUUUGUAUCCUUUUAUAACAUGACUACUGGCUCCCACAUCUUCACAUUCCCGAAGGCCUCCUUCCCUGAUACUCUCCGGCCCUAUUUCCAGGUUUAUCAAUAUUCUCCUUUGUUCCUGCCUUCCCCAGAUGAGUAAGGAAAGAAGUAAAGUCUCUUUGGCUUAAAUAGCAUAGAAAAUAUAAUGUAAAUCCUGUGAGGUCAGAAAUGUGGUCUGUUUUCUUCACUGCUAUUUCCUAGAACAGUGCUGGUUUUUUGAUGGGUCCUUAAUGAACCUGCAUUGAAUAGGUGCAUAUAAUAACUCUAAAAAUUCCACAUAUGGUCAGCUUGAGCUGGGGGAAGCAAGAUAAUAGCAAUGAUCAUGCUCUCCAUUCCUCUUUAAUGAGUCCAGAUUUGCAAAAUCCCCUGGGUGACCAAUAAGGUGACCCAGAGAUCAGGAGGUCUAAGUUUUUCAAUUUGUUUGAUGCCUUUCAAACUCGGGUGGGGUUGAAGGGAAAGCUGCAGCUGCCUCUGCCAACUGAAGAAAAGAGCAGGAAAAUCAAAAUAGCAGUGACUCUGUU